This is a messenger RNA of Apis laboriosa (Himalayan honeybee), 1195 nucleotides long. Its product is annotated as probable palmitoyltransferase ZDHHC24. NCBI's taxonomy places the organism in Eukaryota, Metazoa, Arthropoda, Insecta, Hymenoptera, Apidae. The transcript is spliced from 2 exons. Gene Ontology annotation, molecular function: palmitoyltransferase activity. The coding region runs from base 230 to 1087 and encodes 285 amino acids. The record is from RefSeq and is a predicted model, not a curated record.
UGGACUUUCAAAUAUACCUAAUUUAGCAUUUUCUAAACAUUUAUAUAAUUCUUUCAUAAACUGGUUUUGUAUUAAAUAUGGAGAAAAGGGAAAAGGAAAUUCUUCAAUAGAUUGCAUAUUAUUUUGUGUUAUGAUAAUAUAUUCUAUCGAUAUCACGAUAGAAUAAACAGUAUUAAUAAGAAGUGUAUCUUGAAGAAUCACGUGUUCAAGAAUAAUUAAAAGAUAUAAAAUGAUCAUCCGAAAAAAAAUUUGGCCUCGUACGUUGAGUGAUUUUUUUUCUAUGACUUUUAUAUUAACAAUUGUACCAAUAAUAUAUUGGUUUGAAUUAUGGGUAGUGCUACCAGCAAUAUAUGAAUAUGGAUCAUUAUCAUAUAUUUUGCAUUUCUUUUUUGGAAAUUUUAUUAUGUUAAACAUAGUCGGAAAUUUUACAUAUAUAGUUUUUUGUGAUACUAGCACCAGAAGAGAUAUUAUGCCAAUAAGUGCUGCAAAUACAAAAAAUGGUUGGAGACUGUGUGCUUUAUGUGAAACUCUAGCACCUCCUCGUUCAUGGCAUUGUUCUAUAUGUAAUAUUUGUAUUUUAAAAAGAGAUCAUCAUUGUAUUUUUACUGGAUGUUGCAUUGGUCAUUUUAAUCAUAGAUAUUUUAUUAUGUUUCUUUUAUAUUUAUUUAUAGCAACAACAUAUAGUUUUUGUUAUAAUAAUUUGUUUAUUUGGAAUAGAAUACAUUUUGAAUUUCCUAUAUCACUUAUUAAAAUUAUCUUUCCUAUAGCAAUAUUUAUUUUUGGAUUUGAUGGUUCUAUAAAUCAGUUUUAUUUGAUUUUAUAUAUUAUAUCUACAGUAGGAAUGUUAUAUACUGGAGUUUUGUGGAUUUAUCAUAUUUGUUUAGUGUUUAAAGGUAAUGUAGCUAAUGAGAAUAAUAAGAAAAUACAUAUAUAUGAUUUAGGUUGGAAGCAAAAUAUAAAGGAAGUAUUAGGUGACCGAUGGUAUCUUACAUGGAUACUUCCUUAUAUAAAAUCUCAAUUACCACAUAAUGGUGUAAUAUGGGAUACAUCAAACUCAUGGUUUUAUACGAAUUCUAAAUGGAAAUAAAUAUAGAUUAUAUAAAUAUUUUAUGAAUAUUUCAUAAAUAUUUCAUAUUUUUAAAUUAUAAUUAAAUAUAAUAAUAAAAUUAUAAUUAAAAAAAUUAAUAAAUUUGUA